CUGUACUAGCUAGAGGUCACGUCCAAAAUCUAAACUGAGAACCACGUUUGUCCCUAGUACGGUAUCCCAAAAAACGGGCUACUGACCACUGCACCAACUUGCAGAACAGCUGCUUCAACUGUGACUCUUCGACAGAUUACGACAGAAGAACCUACCGUGACAGCGCCAUGACAAACGGUCCUCCACCCUCCCAAGCAGGUCCCUCACAACCGUCAGAAACGUCAGCACAACAGCCGGCCCAUAUAGUCCCUGUUCCAGCGUCUAGUACGACUUCGCAACAGGCUAUAACAGCAGGUCCUUCCUCGCAGCUUCAGCCUGUACAAUAUGGGCCUGCAACUCAAGGGCAGAAUCCUCAAGGCUACUACGCGAUGAGCUACACGCCUGGUGGGUGGCAGAACGCGUGGCAGGUUCCCUCCUACCCGUACAUCGCGUCCGGUAGUGUACCAGGGCAGCAGACACACUACACUCAGGUUCCCUAUCCUCAAUAUCAACCCCCUGCUGUAACCUACCAGCCGCGUCAGAGGACCAAGGUUACACAAAAACCGCGUUCACCGACCCCAGAGCCCGAGUUACAUCGACAUUGGGAUGAGGUGAUACGGUCGUUCUUGAAGAAGGUUGGGAUGAAUCAAGCUUUGAGGGGGUUUGAGGAUGAUAUGGUAGUUAUGAAUGCAGAUUGGGAAAGGCAGAAGGUUCCUGGUGCUAUUGGAGAUUUAAUGAAGGAUCUCAUGAACUUGGGGAAACCGAAAGGCAACGAAACGCUCCAAGAACGACCACUGGAGGAGCGAAAGCUCGAUUAUGUUCAUCUCUCUGGUAGUGCCAAGCCCCAGUCUCAGACGUCGAUAACAAGGUCAAUAUCCCAAUUCCUCGCGCAAAAUCGCGCGAGGAACGAUGUCUCUAAUCGCACGGAGUUUCUCGAAUCUCUCGCUCAAAAGCGACGGCGGCUAAACCUUGAUCCAGACAGCACCGAGCCUAUACCUUCAUGUGCACGGACAGAUGCAAAGCACCUUGACCGCGACGUGCAGAUGAAAUAUGAUAUUGCGAAGAAUGAAGAUGGACCUCUCCGACGAACCAUGAAAGGUGUCGCCGGCGAUAAGGGCAGACAGAAAGAGCUUCUCGCGCUACAUGAUGACGCAGAAGGCGAUCAACAACCUGCAACGGACCAACGGGUGAAGAAUAUCGAAGAACAUCUUGCCGUCCGCUACGUCCCUGCUCCACCACGAACGCUCCUGUCUCGCCUCCGACUGCUUGAGGACCAUCUCAUGCAGCUCGAGAAGGAUUAUCCCCCGUGGGCUGCUUUACAUUUCAACCAGCCAAAUCGUGGUUGGCCUCCGCCUCCGCGACACACGCCAAUUAUAGUUCCUUCGCACAUAACAACAACAACAACAAAGGAGUCUAAGACUGAUACUACACAACAGGAGCCAUCAUCUUCCAGUCCUACCGAGGAAACAUCACACACGAAAGCGAAGAACAAGAAUAAAUCUAGUUUGCACCGAGCUGUGAUGGAGAAAUUGGAAAUACAAAAGGCGAUGAGUGAUCUUGCAGGAGUCCGCAAGUCCAAUUGACAGUACACGUGGCUAUAUCUGUCGAAGGAUCAAUGGGCGUAACAUUUACCUUGUUAGAAACAUCCAGGAACACGUUCAACGUGUGUGAUCCGCAGUCAGUGUCGUCCACCUGGUCGUUCGCGUAUAUCAGAGUACAACCAGUGUAGUGUUCUCUUAUUCCGCAGCCAGUAUCCCCUUUCUUCCCCGUGGGUCCACAGCCAAAAAUAACCAAUAGAUUUAACGUUUGGUUAAACUCAGUUAGCCGACACUUGCAUGACGUAAUGUGUAGCUGACGAUCUGAUGCCUUAUCCAAAACUGUUUCAUCUUGGGCUCGUCG
Messenger RNA from Suillus plorans, 1878 nucleotides. RefSeq lists its product as uncharacterized. The coding region runs from base 168 to 1562 and encodes 464 amino acids. The record is from RefSeq and is a predicted model, not a curated record. The transcript is spliced from 5 exons. NCBI's taxonomy places the organism in Eukaryota, Fungi, Basidiomycota, Agaricomycetes, Boletales, Suillaceae.